Lactuca sativa (garden lettuce) is the source of this 1161-nucleotide messenger RNA. NCBI's taxonomy places the organism in Eukaryota, Viridiplantae, Streptophyta, Magnoliopsida, Asterales, Asteraceae. The record is from RefSeq and is a predicted model, not a curated record.
AUGGCUGAGGUUGUCUUUAAGCUGGAGUCUAUUCUGUCACAAGAAAGGGAAAGCAGCAAUUCUAUCGUUAAUGAAGAAAGGUUCAUUUACAAGGUAAGGGCUUUUUUUACAGGCAAAGUUGACAUUAUGUCGGAUGGUGCGGUAGGAAGCAAAUCUAUGAAGCAGGAUGGUAAAGUUGUUAGCAAAUCUGAUUUUAGUGCUCACCAUAUCAGAAAAUUCGCAUACAAUGAGUUGGUAAGUGCAACAAAUAAUUUCAAAGACAUGGAGCGUUGUCCAACUUCUUAUACAUCCAUUUACAAAGGUUGGGUUGAUGAAAAGUCAUAUGCACCAACAAAAUGUGGUAUUGGUUUGGCGAUAUAUGUUAGGGAGGAGGAUAUUCUAACCUGGAAAUGGAAGGUACUGAACUACAUUGGCAAUUUGGCUGUGCAGUUGGACUUGAAACUAUUAGAAUUCAGUCAUCCCAAUAUUACCAGACUCUUGGGAUAUUGCUUGACUAAUGUAACUAUGUUUUGGGUAUAUGAGCUGAUUCCAGGGAUAUGGUUAGAUGAUCAUCUAUUCAAAGAUUGGAUACAUGUUAACUAUUUUGAUGCAGCACCAGAUAGAACUCCACUUUCUUGGGCUGCACGAUUGAAAAUAGCACAUGGAGCAGCUCAAGGCCUGUCUUUCUUCCAUCAGAGGAAUCGUCCAGCUUAUAACAAUUUUGAGGACAAUUUACUUGCCCCACGUGGCUUCUCUACAUUCGAAAGAGACAAAUUGGAUGGUCUUUUUGGACCUGUGCGUGGAGAUGAAUCUGGAGUGCAGAAUGAGAUCUAUGCUUUUGGAGUGGUACUAUUGAAAAUGCUAACUGGGAUGAAGGAGUAUGAUGAAAGGAUACCCCUCGAACAGAAAAAUUUGAUGGAAUGGGCUACUCCAUUGCUAACAAAUAAGGUAUAUAGUAUUAUUAACAUCCGAACACUCUUUCUUACCAAUUUAAAGCUGAAGCUUCAUCUAAUGAACGCAUGCUCUAAUGAGUUGUAUAAAUUACGUAUGCCUCCAUCUCUUGAAGUUGAUUCUAAUCCACAUUUGUUACAAACCAAUGGCAUCAGGCAGAAAAGGAACUUGCAGACACAAAGUCAACCUUCUUCCCCUGAAAUUACAAAUGCUGAAGAUUUCAGGCCUUGA